Messenger RNA from Orcinus orca (killer whale), 2477 nucleotides. It is a transcript of the gene RIC8A, whose product is annotated as RIC8 guanine nucleotide exchange factor A. The record is from RefSeq and is a predicted model, not a curated record. The transcript has 10 exons. Gene Ontology annotation, molecular function: guanyl-nucleotide exchange factor activity; G-protein alpha-subunit binding. Lineage: Eukaryota; Metazoa; Chordata; Mammalia; Artiodactyla; Delphinidae. The coding region runs from base 143 to 1735 and encodes 530 amino acids. Gene Ontology annotation, biological process: G protein-coupled receptor signaling pathway. Gene Ontology annotation, cellular component: cytoplasm; plasma membrane.
CCCAGGCCCCGCCCCGCGGCGCCGCGCAAGCCCGGUCGUGGCCACCCCAGUGCGCCGAGCCUGGGCGGGGCAGGCAGACGGAGGCCGGGAACCGUGAAGCGAGGUGCUUCCCGCUUUCCCGGCGCCGGGUCCCGGGCCCGCCAUGGAGCCCCGGGCGGUUGCGGAUGCCGUGGAGACGGGGGAGGAGGACGUAGUUAUGGAGGCUCUUCGCGCAUACAACCGGGAGAACUGCCAGAGUUUCACGUUUGAUGCUGCCCAACAGGAGGACAGGAAGAGACUGGCGGAGCUGCUGGUCUCGGUCCUGGAGCAGGGCCUGCCACCUUCCCGCCGCAUCAUCUGGCUGCAGAGCAUCCGCAUCUUGUCUAGGGACCGCAGCUGCCUGGACUCAUUCACCAGCCGCCGGAGCCUGCAGGCACUUGCCUGCUAUGCUGGCAUCUCCGCCUCCCAGGGCUCGGUCCCCGAACCCCUGGACAUGGAUGUUGUGCUUGAGUCCCUUAAGUGCCUGUGCAACCUUGUGUUAAGCAGCCCCGUGGCACAGGUGCUGGCGGCAGAGGCGGGUCUAGUGGUGAGGCUCGCAGAGCGAGUGGGGCUGUACCGCCAGAGCAGCUUCCCGCACGACGUCCAGUUCUUUGACUUGCGUCUCCUCUUCUUGCUAACGGCACUUCGCGCCGAUGUGCGCCAGCAGCUGUUUCAGGAGCUGCAGGGAGUGCACCUGCUGACCGAAGCGCUGGAGCUGACGCUGGGAAUGACCCCUGGAGAGAGGCCCCCUGAGCUCCUGCCUCCCCAGGAGACUGAGCGAGCCAUGGAGAUCCUCAAAGUGCUCUUCAACAUCACCUUCGACUCCAUCAAGAGGGAAGUGGACGAGGAAGACACUGCCCUUUACCGGCACCUGGGGACCCUUCUGCGGCACUGCGUGAUGGCUGCUGCUGCUGGAGACCGCACAGAGGAGUUCCACGGCCACACGGUGAACCUCCUGGGGAACUUGCCCCUCAAAUGUCUGGACGUUCUUCUCACCCUGGAACCCCACGAAGGCUCUUUGGAGUUCCUGGGAGUGAACAUGGAUGUGAUUCGUGUUCUCCUCAGCUUCUUGGAGAAGCGUCUGCACCAGACGCACAGGCUGAAGGAGAGUGUGGCUCCCGUGCUGAGCGUGCUGACGGAGUGUGCCCGCAUGCACCGCCCCGCCAGGAAGUUCCUGAAGGCCCAGGUGCUGCCCCCGUUGCGGGAUGUGAGGACCCGGCCCGAGGUGGGGGAGCUGUUGCGGAACAAGCUGGUUCGCCUCAUGACGCACCUGGACACCGACGUGAAGAGGGUGGCAGCCGAGUUCCUGUUUGUCCUGUGCUCUGAGAGCGUGCCCCGAUUCAUCAAGUACACAGGCUACGGGAAUGCUGCCGGCCUCCUGGCUGCUAGGGGCCUCAUGGCAGGGGGCCGGCCUGAGGGCCAGUACUCGGAGGACGAGGACACGGACACAGACGAGUACAAGGAAGCCAAGGCCAGCAUAAACCCAGUGACUGGAAGGGUAGAGGAAAAGCCUCCCAACCCCAUGGAGGGCAUGACAGAGGAGCAGAAAGAGCAUGAGGCCAUGAAGCUGGUGAACAUGUUUGACAAGCUCUCCAGGCACAGAGUCAUCCAGCCCAUGGGGAUGAGUCCCCGGGGUCAGCUCACAUCCCUGCAGGAUGCCAUGUGCAAGACCAUGGAGGGACAGCUCUCCUCGGACCCUGACUCGGACCCUGACUGAGAACGGCUGCUCUUCCGCUGCCCUUCAGAACUGGUGCUGCUUCCAGAGGAGUCCUGGGGGCCAGGACCUGGGGAAGCCACAUCCCUCCCUCCAACUCGGAGACCCUUUUCUCUUUACUCCCACACUUCUAUUCGUGAUUUGCCUUUGGUCCAUUUUCUUCUCUUUAGGGCUGCGAGGGUCUUGUCCUAUGAACUCUGGGAACUCAGCCUUGCUUUCCGCAAAUGAAGUGGUUUCUUUUAUGUGUGCCUGAGGGCAGGGCUUAACUGAAGGCAGAAAUGUACAUGGGUUUGGGAGGGCGGGGGCUGAGUGAGACACAGCACAUCCACAGCUGGCAUGCAGGCCCAGAGCUGGUGUUGGGCAAGCACCACAUUUCACAGGGGAAAGAACCUGCUGGAACUUUAUAUGCUAAUGCCAGAAACACACAAGGUAGGAUCUGCUGUUUUUGUCCCCACUGAGUGCACGGCUGGCAGCCUCUUGCAUUCUCGGUCCUGGCUCAGUGCCCAAGUUCUCUGGUUGUGACAGUUGGGUCUCAGUCCUUCCCACUGGUUUCAACCAUAAAUACAUGAAGGAAAAUGUCUCUCCUGAAACCAUAAGUCUAGAUUUCUGUCAUGCACCACAGAGCUUCACAGAAACAUUAUUCUGGAAUAAAGAGUUCCAGGCAGGGAUGUUUGUGUGUGAAUACGUGUGCAAGAUACCAAGUAAAGGCACGUUAAGCAGAAAUAGAAUCAUGUUUUUCUUACAA